AACCUUAUUCUUUCCUCUGUUCGCAUCAAAAACCUCUUUGAAUCAGGCUAUUCAAACCCAAUCUUACGGGUUCUUUCUCUCUAUCUUCUCCGUGUUUAUUCAAUCAUCACAGAAUGGCGUUAAGAGCCAUUGACAAUGCUCUUCCAAUAACUCCUGAUAGACCCAAAAAGCAAGCAAAAGUUAUUGUAAAGCAACCAGAGAAUGGUGUAAACGAUGAAAACAAGGUUCCAUUGCCGAUAUCAACUGAAGCCACAAUUGAUUAUAUCCCCACAGAGAGCCUCAAAGCCAUCGCAGACCCUGAAUCCAAGUUACAAGGAUUAAUUGAAGAAUUAGAAUCAAAGGACUGGACAAAAGUCUGUGAAUCCCUUAAUACUGCUAGGCAAUUCACGCUAUAUCACUCAUCUUUAUUACUCCCUUCCCUAGACAAAGUGGUGGUGAUUUUGGUGAAGUCCAUGAAGAACCCAAGAAGUGCUUUGUGCAAGACAUCUAUCAUGGCUUCCUCCGACAUAUUCAGCGCAUUUGGUGACAAGUUACUUGACUCUACCGCAACUGAUGCGUUUGAUGCCUUGCUUCUGCAGCUGCUACUCAAAGCUUCUCAAGACAAACGUUUUGUAUGUGAAGAAGCGGACAGAGCACUGAAUGUGAUGGUGAAAUCAAUGACUCCUCUGCCUCUUCUUCUUAGGCUAAAGGGGUAUGUUAGCCAUCGUAACCUCAGGGUCAGAGCCAAAGCUGCUGCUUCCAUCUCCAAUUGUGUCCCCAAUAUGGGGCUGGAAGAUAUGAAGGAAUUUGGGUUGGUCUCCCUAGUUCAAAUGGCUGUAGAUUUGUUGAAUGAUAAACUACCAGAGGCAAGGGAAGCCGCGCGAAGAAUUGGGAUGUCGGUGUAUGAGGCGAUAACCGGAAAUGAAGAGCAGAAGCUGGAGUCAUGGCAAAGCUUUUGCCAGUCUAAUUUACAGCCUAUUCAUGCUCAGUCCAUGAUCAAACUAAUCUCUCCCUGAUAGAAGGAGCAGGGUCAUGUGAGUAGCUGCAGCCACUGGAGUAGUUGAAGCAGUGGUGUUGUCAUGAGUGUCAUGAGCAGCAUAAGUAUAUCUGAAAUGUAAUAAAAUUUAGGGUCUGGUUUUUUAUGGGGUUAAUACUACUUUUGGUCACUGAAAUAUGGUCCGUGUUUCAAAUUGACCCCUGACUCUCAAAUUGUGCCAAUUUAACCAUCAAAAGUUCAAUUUGUUCCAAAUCAGUCAUCCGGACAGAAAUUGCUUAAUUUCGGUCAGUCAACCUGCUUGCAUGGCAGGUUGACCGUUAAUCACUGUUAAAAAUUGCUCACAUGACAGACGGAACUACAACAGUGGUUAACGGUCAACUGCCACGCAGGUAGGUUGACUGAUCGAAAUUGGGUAAUUUCUACCUGGGUGACUGAUUUGAAACAAAUUGAACUUUCAAUGAUUAAAUUGACACAAUUUGAGAGUCAAUGACCAAUUUUGAAACAUGUGUCAUCUUUCAGUGGUCAAAAGUGGUAUUUACCCGUUUUUUAUGAUUUGAGUCAUUGCCUCCAAAGUCCAUUUUCAAUAAACAGAUUAAGGUACUCUUCAUUUUGUUACAAAA
Tripterygium wilfordii is the source of this 1596-nucleotide messenger RNA. RefSeq names its product TOG array regulator of axonemal microtubules protein 1. Gene Ontology annotation, biological process: microtubule cytoskeleton organization. Lineage: Eukaryota; Viridiplantae; Streptophyta; Magnoliopsida; Celastrales; Celastraceae. The coding region runs from base 114 to 995 and encodes 293 amino acids. The record is from RefSeq and is a predicted model, not a curated record. Gene Ontology annotation, cellular component: cytoplasmic microtubule. The transcript is spliced from 5 exons. Gene Ontology annotation, molecular function: microtubule binding.